GUGUGUGUGUGUGGGUGUGUGCGUGUGUGCGUGUGUGUGUGUGUGUGUGUGUGUGAAAGGCCAUUUGAACUAACUGUGAGUGCGUGUGCAGGUUUAAAUGAAUUCCUCAUUGUCAGUUACUGUGCUGAGUGAAGCUCCGCCUUUUAAAAAACGAAAGUAAAAAGUCCGAUCAGAUGAGCUGAGUACCGUCUGCUGCAACAGUCUCAUUCCUGGUCACCAAAGCUUGAACUGCUGCUGCUGCAAAUCCGAUCUGCGCACACGUUCAUAAACCUCGAUUGAAAUCUGAGCAACAUGGAAAGAGGACCGAGCAGCAGAUGAUUGACCGGGGAGGAGGCAGUGAUGGAGGAUCUGAGCGGAGGAAGUGGUGCAACAGACGAUCAGGACGAGGAUUCUCUUUUGUAGGAUGGUCAGAGACAAUCUUAGUAGAACAGCAGUACAGAGCCAGAAGCCAAAUCACGCCGCCGAGAACCAAAGUCAAGCCCCGGAGGAGCCGACGGAGCCCGAGGCAGCGCUGAGCCCAGAGAGAGUUCAGCCGGAGAGCCAUGAGCCCACAGAGAGGCAGCUGGAUCUACUGCUCUGGAGCAAACUCAAGGAGGAAGGAAACGAAUCCUGGAAGCAGCCAGUCCCUGGAGCUGACAGUUUGCCCUCACACCUCCGUCCAUUCAGCAGCGAAGCAGAGUACAAACUAGUGAAAUGCACCUUUCAGCAGCUCCAGCAUAGCGGUUACUACUGGGGACCAAUGAGCAUGGAGGAGGCUCAUGACAUACUCACAAGUGCACCUCUGGGAACCUUCCUCAUCAGAGACAGCGGCCAGCCGGAUGUUUUCUUCACUCUGAGCUACCAAAGCGAUGACGGCCCGACAAGCGUUCGCAUCCAGCUGAACAAGCUGCUCUUCAGUCUGUACGGCAGCCACAGGACUUUUGUGACACUCUUCGCUUUGCUCACGUUUUACACCAGCUCGUCCUGCAAACUGACGGCGCCAUAUCGCAAGCAGCGUCCGGAGCGGCUGAAGCAGAUGUGCAGGAGGGCUUUUAUCCACACGUAUGGAGCAGAAGCGACGAGCACCUUAUCUGGACUCAGCAAAGAAGUUAAAGCCUACGUCCACGCAUACCCUCACUGCAUAUAGACUCUCCUGUGGUCCAAGUGCCUUUUGCUGCAUCAUGAUGUUGUUUAGAGAAAAAAGUUUUGAAUUUUUGUGUUGUUUUUUUUUCCAUGAGCAACACAUUUUUUUGCUAUUUUGACUCACAUAUGUGCAGCUUCGGAGGCUGUUGUACGUUAUCCAAAUGUUUUACAGAGUACUUGCAGCACACGAUGUCAUUAUUUAAUUAGCAGCGAUGUGUGCUGUCAGAAAUCAUAAUUAUUGUUUGUUCUUUUACAUAUUUAAGACACGUUUUUAACAGAUCCUGUGUAAACAUAUCAGUGAGUAAACACCCACUGCUGUUUAAAAGCUCCUUUACUUGAUAUUUGGCCGCUGUAUGGCAAAAGCACAUCAAAUGAAGUCAAUAUUUUGUCAGCAUGUAAGGUUGUGACUGAAAAUGUAAUUUGCAUUGGACUUCCAUUCACAUAUCCUAACAUUCUCUCCUCUUUCACUGUUUUUCAUGGAAGCCAGGAGCGGUCAAGGUUGCAGAUGUGUUUUUAAUCCUGCUGGCUAAUUGUUUCCUCAUCUCAGGUCAGAACAGUCAUUUUGUGAGAAUAAUGGGUGAAUUAUUUCAUUAUCUUUGGAAAGAAGUAGGUUGUUUUCGUCAGGAUACAGGGGUAAAUGGCUCAUUUUCAUGAGAACGCAAGAGAUUCUUGACAUCAUCAAUAGAGAUUGCGGUUUCCAUACUUUGCAAUCCAGCUGUGUUCAGUCAACAGCUGGAUCAUUGAAAUACAAAACUUUAUGAAUUUGCAGAUCUGGUCCACCCACUGCAUGAAGGAGCCUCUUUUGAAUGAAAGUAUCACAAGAAUCAUAUAACAAAACAACUGCGUAGCUGUAAAUCUAUAGUAAUUAAAUGAGGUGACAAAGCUCCACCAGGCAACACAGUUGAUGAUUAUUGAAUGUAGGUUUGUGUCUAACCACUAUUAUGUGUCUUGACCUGGUUCAGUUUUGCCACUAUCGAAUAUCGCUGUAUUUACAUUUGCUCAUUAACGCUUCACUUUUCCACAAAGGUACUCUUCAGAUUUCAGACAGCUGUACAAGAAUGGGAUGCUUUCAACAAAACUGUUUAUGUCUUGACUGCAAAAUAAAACGUGAAGGUUUUAUAGAA
Messenger RNA from Amphiprion ocellaris (clown anemonefish), 2246 nucleotides. Its product is annotated as suppressor of cytokine signaling 1-like. The coding region runs from base 404 to 1126 and encodes 240 amino acids. Gene Ontology annotation, cellular component: phosphatidylinositol 3-kinase complex. Gene Ontology annotation, biological process: phosphatidylinositol phosphate biosynthetic process. The transcript is spliced from 4 exons. NCBI's taxonomy places the organism in Eukaryota, Metazoa, Chordata, Actinopteri, Pomacentridae. Gene Ontology annotation, molecular function: 1-phosphatidylinositol-3-kinase regulator activity. The record is from RefSeq and is a predicted model, not a curated record.